UCCUUACAUUAGAAGUCACCGACCUGUCUAACUCACGUGCAUUCCACGUGCAAAAAUAUUCCCGCCCAAAGUCGUUAAGAAUCCGAACUACCAAAGACCCCCAAAAUCAAAAUCCUCAUAAAUUCACAAUUCACAAUCCCACAAAUCCACCCGAAAAAGAAAAAUGCAGCAGAGACUUUGGUCUUACUCUUCUCGAGUGCCUGAUCAAGAGGAUACUGUUGUGGCCAUUGGCAGCGCAGCUCCACAGCAACCGCAGCUGAAGCACCACCACCACCACACUCCAAGAACAAACCCAGAUGGCCUUCCGCACUACGACCCGCGUUCCGGCUUCGGAAAGAAGGAGGGUUCUUGGAGAUCGGUGUCGGCGGAGAAGUGGAUCCAUGUCAUUCCUGUGAUUGUGCUCUUCUGCCUCUUUGUGCUCUGGUGGUUCUCUGUUUCAGUAAAAGUGGUGAGCAUUGAUCGCAGAAUUACAGCUAUACGUGAAACUGAGAUACCACUCCCUCUCAACGAGACUCGAAUUGAUAUCGCAAUCUUGGCAGCUGCUGCUAUGUCACCAAUAGCCUCGGUUCCUCAGAAUCUCACAGUGAACAAGGCAACUGAAGUUCCAAGUGCUGAGAAAAAAUGACUGAAGGACUAUUUUCUUUUGUCUAUAAUAAAAUAGCUUUGAGGAAUCUAUUUCUGUCAAUCUUGUAUUAGGGACUGAGAUAGAGUCCAAUAGCCAACUUUGUAGGUGUAAAAAGUUUAGAACUGUGAUUCAUGGGGGAAACUAUGAGACGUUCAUACUUGAUUUUGCUUGACCUUGCGCCAACGAACCAGCAAGGAACUUGUUGUAGUUAGAAUUUACAGAGAUAACAAUAGUGAAUGGUUUGCUUGGAUCAAAUUUACAUAGAAUGUAAGAGCAAUGAAUUCCCAGCUGUAGCUGGCUCAUUUCACGAUUG
Molecule: messenger RNA, 938 nt
Organism: Prunus persica (peach)
Lineage: Eukaryota; Viridiplantae; Streptophyta; Magnoliopsida; Rosales; Rosaceae
Exons: 2
Coding region: 164-625 (153 amino acids)
Source: RefSeq, a predicted model, not a curated record